Coregonus sp. 'balchen' is the source of this 5433-nucleotide messenger RNA. NCBI's taxonomy places the organism in Eukaryota, Metazoa, Chordata, Actinopteri, Salmoniformes, Salmonidae. The record is from the annotation of a GenBank genome assembly.
AUGUACUGUUUUUCAGGUCGCUAUGCAUUCCAGUUGUGGAAGCCUCUAGGACAGGUCCUGUCACAGACUGCUAAGAAGAUGCCCACCUCAGUAAGUAACCAACUAACUUAGCUAUGUGGUUCACAGGUCUAGGAGAGUACCACAAUCCUAACCUUAACAAUAAGGGGGAUGAAACAUAUAGGGUGGUUUUGAGCGACUUCUACCUACUGUUUGCUGUUUGUCUUUUAUUAGAACACAGCACUGAAGCUAUGCAUGAUCAGUGAUGACACCCACUGGUUUUGCAGAAAAUUCUCCCACCACCCUACACGUGCACACAUUGGCAAAACUGGGGGUUUCAUGUUUUGCCCCAUCAGUCACCAAGCACCACUGUUUCGUUGCGUGUUUGUGGUGAAGUGUUCAUCCCACUGUCUGUAGGUCGGGUAGUGGGUGGACUGGCUGUCUGUAGGGUGAUGUUUUUUGUUGUUGUCACAUACAAAAGAUAGGUGCAGUAAAAUGUUGUUUUACAGGGUCAGCCAUAGUAGUAUGGCGCUCCUGGAGCAAAAUAGAAUGAAGUGCCUUGCUCAAGGGCACAUCAACAGAUUUUAUUUCACCUUGUUAGCUCGGGUAUUCGAACCAGGGACCUUUCGGUUACUGGUCCAACACUAAACGCUAGGCUACCUGCGCCUGUGGGUGGACUGACUCACAGUAGACAUUCCCCUGCUGCACCUGAGUUUGUCUCCACAGGCCAGAGGUUCCAACAACAGGUUCCCAGACGAAUUAUGCACCCACUGCCCUCUCACCUCCUCUUGAACCGGUUUUGUGUGUCUGUGUACCCAAGUUCAGUUGGAGGGCACCUAGGUCAGCUGGGACAGGGAGGGGUCAGAAAGGGCAGACACACAGCUGCACUUCUUGAUGACCCACUUUGCGUGUGUGUGAGUGAAACAGUCAUUCCAUAUAGUGUGUUUGAGGCAGUGCGUGACGUGCGAUAGUUGAGUGAUCAGACCUCUCACACUGUGUCUGUGGGAGUCACUCCCAGCAUGUGUGAGACAAAGCAGUGUGUGAGCGAAGGGAGUUACUGAACCCUAACCAAACAACUACUCAUAUCUCUGACAGUUUUGAUCUCUGAUCUGUUGUACCAAAUAAUGCACUUCCACCUUUCAUACUAUAAACAUUUAAACUGAGGACAGAAGGAUACGUUUAUAAGCAGUCAGUAGGUGAGGUGACUGAUAAAUACAGGUGUGUUGUAUACUUUCAGUACUGACAUCUCUCCUCUCUCUCCAGGCCUUCUCAUCCUACCAUUAUAAAGGAGGGUUUGACCAGAAGAUGACUAAAAGAGAAGCCAGCCUCAUCCUUGGUAUUAGGUAAGACUGCUAAAAUCAUGCUUGUGUGUGUGUGCGUGCUACUCAUGCUUGCCUGUUUUGUGCAGGUGUGUGCAAAUGUUACCUGUUUUGUGCAGGUGUGUGUGUGUGUUCAAGCUAAGGAUGUGUGUGAUUUCUCUGGGUCUUUGAUGGGUUUAUAUUAGUCAUCUCUCUUCCUGGUUUAGUUCAAUUUCACACUGUCUAUCACAUUAGGGAGAGAACAGAACACCACUGACUAGUUUAGUGGUCAGAAGAACUGGAUGGGUUUUACUGCAACUUGUCAGUCUGUGGUGUAGCCACUAGAUGGUGCUGUAAUUCUGCUCUAAAUCUGUUUUGUAUAGCCCAACCAUCCCUCUCUAACCUCAAACCUUUAUCUGUCGCUUCCCCUGAAGCCCAACCAGCACCAAGUCCAAGGUGAGAGAUGCCCACCGGAGGAUCAUGGUCCUGAACCACCCAGAUAAAGGUCAGUUUAACCGCUGUAUUAAACCCAAGGUACUAGACAUGAGAAAUUACAGAUUAGAUAUUGCUUUUACGUGCUUAAUCUCUUAUUACUGGUUAUCAGCAUGAACAGCAGAGCACCUAUCUAUUUAACCACUUGUCCCUUUUCUCUUCUACUCAAGGUUAAUAGCCUCCCUCAGUCUCCCUCUGCUGAGAGGAUUACACACAGUCAUGCACCAAUACGCAUACACAGUAGCUAGUUUUACACACUCGUCCUCAAUGGGUUUUUCCCUCUCCUGAGAGGAGUACACACGGCGGUUAGUUUUACUCUGUGUGAAAUGGUCUGUGGGAUUCCUAUCUGACUCUGGGCGAUAAGGGCUGAGGUGACAGGAAGGAGGAGUUUCCAGCUGAACUGUACGAGGAUGGAGGAGUACUUUUCUGCAAAGUCUGUCAGCAUUCAAUCGACUACAUACAGUGUCAAACUGCGGUGGAGCACCUGAGGUCACUCCGACUCAAAAAUAGGAGGGCUAGUGGACCAGGUAAACAUUCUGAUGCUUUAGCUAGCUACAGACAUUAACUAGCUAGUAGGUUUGUUCUAGUUUGCUAAUAUCUGUUCUUGACAAUUAAAUUGUCUAUCUACAUAGUGGCAAGUUAGCUAUCUAACUUUAGCCUGGCAAGCUUCCCAUGUCGCUCCAUCACGUCAUUUAGGCUAGCUAGCUAACUUAGCAGAGGUAAUGUGUGCUAGCUAACAAGUUAGCCAAAGUGACAUGGUGGAGCUAUCAAAACAAGUAACAAGUUAGGAAUGACAAAAGAAGCAAGUCACCGACUUUUUUUAAAACUUUUUUUAGUCUUCGUGUGAGACAUACUGUCAGGUUUAUGGGCUGUGUGUUUUUGUCUGUGUGUUCCAGGCCUCUGUGUCAGGUUUGUGUGUGUGUCGCUUCAGGAGAGCGUGUGCUUAGCUUCAAAGCUUGAGAUCCACUGUAGGCCUGCUAUUGAACUCUUCUUUCUUAAUUUAACAAUUUUUUUUUUUUUUUUUUUGUCCAAACAAGAACACAGACCCUGGCCUCCUGUCUGACAAAGACCCCCUCCACAGAGAGAAAGGAGUUCAUCUUGGACUUCACAAGAACAUUAAUCAAAGCAGAUAUACUUGAGAUGGGGCCCAAGUUCUCCACAUUUCUGAAGAAACACUGCAAGCAGGGAGGGUCUUUCCCAGUGCCAUCCCAUCUGCGUACAGAGUACCUACCAGGCCUCUAUCCACAAUAUAAACAGGACAUCAAAGAUGCUGUAGAGGGAAAGGACAUUUAUGUCAUCCUUGAUGAGACGACCGAUGCCUUUGGAAGAUGUGCACUCGCCAUCCUACUCCAGCCAGUGGAUAAGCGACCUGUUGUAGCAGAUCUGGCUUUCUUGGAUAGAGUUAACUUUACCACUGUGUCCCAAGCUGUCAUUUCCAGUCUCAACAACAAUGGGGUUGACUUUAACAAUGUGUCAGCUUUUGUAAGCGAUUCAGCUAGCUACAUGAAGAAGGCUUUCACCAGCAUCUUGAAGGGCCUCUUCCCCAACUCCGUAUACGUCACCUGCUUUGCCCAUCUCCUGAGCCUGGUGCUGGAUGUUUUUCCAGAGAUGUUUGAGGACGUGAACAGGCUGUGUGCUCUGGUGAAGGUUCUUUCAGGCACCCCAACGUCGUCUGGCGCUGACAUCAUUCAUGCUGGAAAAUGGCCAUUCUACUGUGAUGCCUGUGUAUGCUGUGCAGACCAGGUGUGGCUCCUGGAUACGUGCUAUGGCGUACCUUGCAGAGUACAUGGAUGUGCUCACCAACUUCACUAGGACCUUACCAGAAACGGCGAAGUGUGUCCAGGACCUUUGUGAGCUGCUGAGGGAACUGAAGGCCCAGGCAUUGUUCAUUGUGGAGAUUUUCUUCAUUAUGUUUUUUAUUUCACCUUUAUUUAACCAGGUAAGCCAGUUGAGAACAAGUUCUCAUUUACAACUGCGACCUGGCCAAGAUAAAGCAAAGCAGUGCGAUAAAAAAACAACACAGAGUUACAUAUGGGGUAAACAAAACAAAGUCAAAAAUACAACAGAAAAUAUAUAUACAGUAUGUGCAAAUGUAGUCAAUUAUGGAGGUAAGGCAAUAAAUAGGCCAUAGUGCAAAAUAGUUACAAUUUCGUAUUAACACUGGAAUGAUAGAUGUGCAAAUAGAGAUACUGGGGUGCAAAUUAGCAAAAUAAAUAACAAUAUGGGGAUGAGGUAGUUGGAUGGGCUAAUUUCAGAAUAGCUGUGUGCAGGUGCAGUGAUCGGUAAGGUGCUCUGACAACUGACGCUUAAAGUUAGUGAGGGAGAUAAGAGUCUCCAGCUUCAGAGAUUUUUGCAGUUCGUUCCAGUCAUUGGCAGCAGAGAACUGGAAGGAAUGGCGGCCAAAGGAGGUGUUGGCUUUGGGGAUGACCAGUGAGAGAUACCUGCUGGAGCGCAGACUACGGGUGGGUGUUGCUAUGGUGACCAGUGAGCUAAGAUAAGACAGGGAUUUGCCUAGCAGUGAUUUGGCCAGCCAACAAGAGCGUACAGGUCAUGAUGGUGGGUAGUAUAUGGGGCUUUUGUGACAAAAUGGAUGGCACUGUGAUAGACUACAUCCAAUUUGCUGAGUAGAGUGUUGGAGGCUAUUUUGUAAAUGACAUCGCCGAAGUUAAGGAUCGGUAGGAUAGUCAGUUUUACGAGGGCAUGUUUGGCAGCAUGAGUGAAGGAGGCUUUGUUGCGAAAUAGGAAGCCGAUUCUAGAUCUAACUUUUGAUUUGGAGAUGCUUAAUGUGAGUCUGGAAGGAGAGUUUACAGUCUAACCAGACACCUAGGUAGUUGUCCACAUACUCUAGGUCAGACCCGCCGAGAGUAGUGAUUCUAGUCGGGUGGGCGGGUGCAAGCAGCGUUCGGUUGAAGAGCAUGCAUUUAGUUUUACUAGUGUUUUUAAGAGCAGUUGGAGGCUACGGAAGGAGUGUUGUAUGGCGUUUGGAGGUUUGUUAACACAGUGUCCAAUGAAUGAAUGCCAGAUGUAUACAAAAUGGUGUCGUCCACAUAGAAGUGGAUCCGAGUGUCACCAGCAGCAAGAGCGACAUCAUUGAUAUACACAGAGAAUAGAGUCGGCCCGAGAAUUGAACCCUGUGGCACCCCCAUAGAGACUGCCAGAGGUCCAGACAACAGGCCCUCCGAUUUUGACACAUUGAACUCUAUCUGAGAAGUAGUUGGUGAACCAGAUGGUGGCUAACCUGACAAAGCUGGAGGAGACCUCUGUGCCAGCAGCCCACAACAUCGCCAGCAAGCUGGAGGACCUGCAAAUACAGUUUGAGUAUGGCAGAACAGCUGGUGCUGACGACUGGCACCCUCAUACAACUGAGCUGCUGGGGCAGCUUCCAAAGGAAGACCAGCUCUCCUGGUCUUCCUGCACUGAGUUGUUCCAGUCUGCCAUGGCAGCAUGCUCAAUCAAGCUGCAGACUGUGCUGGACAAGCACCCCUGCCUUCACAUGUUCAAGUCAAUAACUGUUCUAGAUCCAGCCCAGGUGGUAGGCGCAAGAAAGGACACUAAGGACUAUGUCCAUGCCGUCCCUGCUCUGAGCCAGGUGUCUGCAGAGGAGUGGCACAGACACAUGGGCAUCGACAAGGCAGACUCUAUGGAA